Ricinus communis (castor bean) is the source of this 1595-nucleotide messenger RNA. RefSeq lists its product as uncharacterized. NCBI's taxonomy places the organism in Eukaryota, Viridiplantae, Streptophyta, Magnoliopsida, Malpighiales, Euphorbiaceae. The transcript has 2 exons. Bases 417 to 1472 code for a protein of 351 amino acids. The record is from RefSeq and is a predicted model, not a curated record.
CUUAAAACCAUUACUUGGAAAAAGCUGUUCAAGUCAUGAAAAAGCUUGUUUACGAAACUUAAGCAAACCCCACUUAAGCUACCUACUAGCUUUUAAUUUUAACUAAAGAGAGAAAAAAAAAAAAGAAAAAGAAAUCUUGAUCAGAAUUAGAACCCAUUUGGUCAAAGAAUUACUAGCAGGAAACAACUGUACUUUCCUCUACUAUUUGCUAAUGGGAAGAAGCAAAUUUGCAAAACUUAAGCCUUAACCAAUGGCUGAGUUGGCUUAUUUGAAGCUUAACCCUCCCUCUCUCUGCAUGUGUGUGUAUGUAUAUAUAUAUAUGCUCCUUCACUACCCUAUUCAUUGCAGCUCUCUUCUCCGUACUAACGUUGCUGUAAGAGUUAAUUAGGAGAGGAGCAGCGUAGCUAAACACAGCCAUGGAUAAAAGAAAGUCAUGUAUGCUACUAGCUUUCUUUCUUGUUUUCGUCUUGAUGGAAGCAAACACCGUUCAAGCUCAAAAGAAAAGCAAUAGCAGCAGCAUAAAGAAGUCCCCCUAUGACGCUGCUAUAACUCAUUACUACAUGUUGCCGACAUUACCUACAGGGAAUGAACAAGCUUAUUGCCUGGCCAGAGGGGCCUGCCAGAACAAAACCUUGGUCUGUCCAGAUCAAUGCAAAGAGAGGAAGCCUGCACAAAACAAGAAGCAGAAAGGUUGCUUUAUUGACUGUAGUAGCAAAUGUGAAGCCACCUGCAGAUGGAGAAGGCCUAACUGCAAUGGUUAUGGCUCUCUGUGUUAUGAUCCUCGAUUCGUCGGUGGUGAUGGUGUGAUGUUCUACUUCCAUGGAGAAAAGGGAGGAAACUUUGCCAUUGUCUCUGAUGAUAACCUACAAAUCAAUGCACACUUAAUCGGAACUCGACCACAAGGAAGAACUAGAGACUUUACAUGGGUGCAAGCUCUCUCCAUCAUGUUUGACACUCACACACUAGUUAUUGCAGCAAAGAAAGUCGCACACUGGGAUAAUAACAUUGAUGCUCUUAUAGUAAAGUGGGAUGGAAUGGUAGUUGACAUCCCCACUGAUGGCGAGGCGGAAUGGAGGACUAAUGGUGAAGAAAGAGAGGUUGUUGUUGAAAGAACAGAUGAUGCUAAUACUGUACGAACCACAGUUGCCAAUCUAGUGGAGUUAAAUAUAAAAGUGAGGCCAAUUGGGAAAGAAGAGAACAGGAUUCAUAACUAUCAGUUGCCAGAAAAUGAUGCUUUUGCUCAUCUGGAGACACAGUUCAAGUUUUUCAAUCUGACAGAUCUUGUUGAAGGAGUUUUGGGCAAGACUUACAGGCCAGAUUAUGUUAGCCCUGUCAAGAUUGGUGUUCCUAUGCCAAUGAUGGGUGGAGAAGACAAGUACCGUAUUCCAUCUAUCUUUUCACCUCUUUGCAGUGUUUGCAGAUUUCAAAGACAGUUUAGCUUUGAAGCUAUUAAGGAAGUAUCUGAAUACUAAUAACAGAAAAUAAAAGUAAUGAUGAACAGAUUUAGUGUCUAAAAAAUUUAUCUGAUUUUGUCUUCUCUGAGGUUUGUAUUUGGAAUAUGAAUAAAUAAAAUGCAAGAAAACUUGUCAGUGUUA